AUGCCGCCGUCCACUAAUUCUUACAAGCCGACACAGUUCCAAAAGCUAUGCACGCUCUGGACUCAUGGCGAUGAUUUGUCUCGUGAAGACGUUGUCUUCAACAUCGAUAAAUUCCCGGAGCUUGGUCUGAGCUAUGGCUCUUUAGUUCAGAUCAUUGCCGUCAAGGAUACGAGUGCUGUCAGAGACUUCCAAGGUCUUGUGAGGAACACAUCUUCCGACACGCUCCUCCGCAUCAAAUCAGACAUCAAAGACGCUAAUGUGCGGAGACUGUCGAUUGUUGGUCAGUCUUCAAAGAAAGCUCGUAGGCCAUCUGUAACGCUUACGCUCGAUGAGUCGGGUAUGCCGAUAUCAGGUGGGCGCGAUGUUGACGUCGAGAAGUCAUACAUGUUCGUUUGCAAACCAAUGCCACCGGAGCUGAAGAACCGGUAUCCGCAUCUUCAAGUCACUGUUAGCAAGCACAUCGCUAAGACUAUGGGAUUUCGUGACCGUAUGAGCGUCGUCCUUACAAAUGCUGACGAAAAUAGCAAUUCUGCAUCGCAUGUCGAGAUUACCUUUCGAGAUGAAUAUCUCGCGAGAUCAGACAUGUGGCGUUUGGCCAUUUCUCAGUUGAACCAGAGAACCGUUUACAAAGGGCAAAAUUUACUGUUCCUUAAUACGAUCAAGGCCACAGUGAAGAAUAUAUUUGUGAAUGGCGAGACGAAACACUCGGCCUACUUCUGUCCCUCCACCAAGCCAAUUUUCCGGAGCGAGUCUGCACGCUAUGUUGUCUUCAUACAAAUGUCAAAGGAGAUGUGGGAUUUUGAUACCGAAGGUACCGGAGAGAUCAUGUUCAACAAGGUUAUCAACGGCUUUCUCCCGGAGCUGUUCAAGCGUUGGAUGAGAAUCAAUGCUCGUCAUUUGGUGUCCAUAAUCUUGUUCACGCGUGUCGAGUACGACAAGGACCCUAACAAUGCCACCACCGAGCCUUCAUACAAAGACUUUUAUCGAGUUGUAGUUAGCGAAAUGGCCAACAGUGACUGGAUAAAGAUCUUGUACCAACUCAAGAAGGAAUUUCGCACAUUCCUCCGCGACGUUUCGCUCAUACCGAAGGAAGAGAGCACGACUAACGGGAAAAAGGUUCCUGGUGUCAAGAUUGCCGGCAUUCCCACGACAGCAUCCAAGGGGAACAUUCUGGAGGCAAUCAAUCUCGCCGUUACCCAAUUCUCACAAGAUCAUAUUGACCGAGACUUGGUACGCACCGGUAUUUCUGUGAUAGUCAUCACGCCUGGGACUGGAGUACACGAAGUUGACUACAACAUGCUCAAGCUGACUACAGACACUCUGAUCGGCUCCGGAAUCGGGAUUGAUCUGGUCUGUCUCUCACCUAUGCCGCUCCAUUCUGUGCCUCUCUUCACAUAUCGCAGCCCUCGCGUUAUGACAGGAGCAAGAGAGGCUGCACUUCCACUUGCGCAAAGAGGACCUAAGGAACUGGGAGCUGAUCGUUUCGAUGACCUCACGCCGAGGCAGACUUCGGCCAAUUUCGGUGCUAUUGGGAGCCCUCGAAAACAACGCCUGGGAAGCAGCUUCAAAGGAAGUACACCUCCACCGGAACUAUCAGAGCUGACGGGUGGCAACUGGAGAUAUGCAAUACCACAUUGGCUGGACGUAUCUUUCUGGUCUGGACCGUCAGACGAGGUGGUUGAACUCUCUCGCGGAAGCAUCUUGAAGAGGCCAUCGUCAAGGACCCGACCGCGAACACAGACGUUCAAUCUGCGUUGUCGCAUGUACGAACUGCAGAUGAUGGGAGUCAUGGAAAACGAGCUCAGCAGCAUAUCGGUCCCAUUUGUGCAUGUUGAUGGCACAUACUCUGCGCUUCUUCGCAAAUACAACGACAAACUACGUUCAACGUCUCGUGGUCUUCGAACUACAUUAUCGUUUGACGAUAUGGACAACGAUAUUGGGCCUGAUUCAAACGAUACAGAGCCACAUCGCCCAAUUAAUGCCAAAGAAAGAAACUACGUCCGAUAUCUCAACACAUUUUGGAUGAAAGCCUACGACGACCAAAACUCUUUACCAAGGUUACCCACUAAAACUGACCUGCCACAACGCUCAGUACCCUCUGCCGAUCAGGGUACUCGUAUUGAAGUCAAGAAACGUACGGACGAUAAAACAUUGAAGGGCAGUACCGGAUCCAGCUCUGCUAAGGGUCUGCCUCGAUUGAAUCUUUUAUCACGGAACAUUAGCUUCGGCAAGAAGGGGUUUGUUCCCGCGGCCAGUGUUAGCAUCAAUCCCGUCUCAGUGGAAUCACCUAGCAUCAGCAUGGGGAAAAUCGCACGCGAGAGAUCAGAUCGCACAUCAGGUACCCCUAAAGCGACAACGGUCGAGUCUUCUUUCUUUCCGCCGCAGAGAACUGAUACACCUUCUCCGGCAAUCAGGAGGAUGUCGAGUUUACUCAACCGGUCUGUUGAUCCCAGUCCACCACCUUCCCGGCUGGGAGAGAUUGAAGAGCACGACACCAACAAGGAAGAGAGGCCUUCACAGCCCAUUACUAUCCGAAGUUCGUCUCAUGUAACGGACAGGGACAGCUCUCCGCCUGUGGAGAGAGCCGCGGGUUCCACUGGAACCAUCAAUUCCGAAACAACCAAGGUUGAUAGCAACCAUAGGACUUUUGGAGCAAGAGACACCGGCUCGCUCUUUCUAUUGGCCGGCUCUAGGGCUCUCCAGAAUCAGACAGGGCCGAAACUGAACCUGUCAACAAGUGGUGGGGGUCCGAUAAUCCCAAAAACGCUGUCACCAACAAAUGCACUCGCUCCGUGGCUGGUGCUGGUCAACCCCUGCAAUCCAAAGAAGAACAACUUCAGCAUUGCAAGCCAAUUCCGGAGAUGGCAGCAUGUCUUUCCACGCCCUCUGCGCACGUCAGAUAUCAAGUGGAAGUCGUUAUCUUCUCCUGCCUCUGUCCCGCUGACGAAUGACUAUUUUCCAACUGCCGAUCAACUCGCCACGGAAUAUCAUGAAAGUCCGUACAAGGUCAUCCAUAACGACGAUGACGAGCCUACAGACAAACUCAAGGAACCUCUUAUCCGCGAGCUGGUAGCAUUCAGGCUCUCGCAUGGAUUUCAGAUCAUCAUAGGCCCAUCGGUAGCCCAGGUAGCUGGAACCCAGACAAAAGUCGAAAACAUCUUUGAUGAGAAGUACAUGUCGCAAGACGGUGAUAGCGUCUACAUGUCUGUUGGAAGUGUCAUUCAUCAACUGGUUUGCAUCAGUGCAGGCGAGGUCGAGGUGAAGAGAUAUCAUCGCAAGCCCACUACUGCGUUAGAGACUCAGGAUGGCGUGGACAAGCCUCUGACGUAUAAGCCUCUGAUUCGAACACAGCUCGCUGAUGGCUAUGCGCCGAGAGAAAUUGUACUCAAACCUCCGAUGGACGAUCUCAACUGGAACCUUGUUGACGCGUUCCUUGCUGGAUACCAGGACGACUUUCUAGAACCUCUUCAUUUCUGGCGAGCAAGAUUUGUUUUGAUCCCCGUUGAACUGCCCCAUAAUACACGUAGACCUGUUCCUGAAGACUCCGAAGAGGAAGUCCGUCUCGAGGGCAUCAAGAAGCUCACACAGCUUUGGCAAAGAAAUCGAUGGAUACCACCCGAGGAGCGUCACCUUCCGAACCUGCCCCAUAAACAGAAGGAUCCCAACCCGUUAGCAAUCGAAUACCAGACCAGAGAUCCGUCUGCUGUAGUUGCUGCAGGUGUGGAGAGCAAGCUGCUUACCGAAGGGGAGCCAGCUCUGUUUGAAACACAGAUCUUUGAGGAUGUGGGCGCGUACCACUCGGACAAGCUUGACCUUGCAAAAUUGGCGCAAGACAUACAGGGCGAGGAUGGCAUACCUAUGCGCGACCGACGAUGGCAUUGGAAACUGCAUUACAACUGUUUCGUUGGUUCAGACCUCACGACCUGGCUGCUGCACAACUUUGUGGACAUUGAAUCGCGGGAAUACGCUGUUGUAGUGGGUAAUGACUUGAUGAAGCAAGGCCUAUUCCAGCACGUACAAAAGAGACAUCAGUUCCGUGACGGUCAGUACUUCUAUCAGAUUGCCAGCGAGUAUCGAGCCCCACGUCCAGAAUCACGUAUGGGUUCCUGGUUCGGGUCAAGGAGAGCGGACAGGUCAGUACCCGCGACGCCUCUGUCGGACAACCCACCAAAAUCGUCGCCUUUGUACCAGCGUUCUAUACGGUCGGGCCGCCCGGAAAGUCGUUCUUCGAAUGGGUCAAAAUCUGAGGAUGGGGAGAAGACACCAACGGGAGCUCAAACGCCGCGACGCCAGGUCAUGCUGAGCCACUCGAUGCGAUAUGAUGUUGGCCAGCGAAAGAGGUGUUACCGCCCGGAGAUUGUGAAUCUUCAUUAUGACAGGCUGCACAAUCCGGACAAUUGCUAUCAUAUCCGUAUAGAUUGGAUGAAUGUCACAUCAAAGCUGAUUGAGGAUGCAAUCAUGAGCUGGGCCUCGACAGUGGAGAAGUUUGGACUGAAGCUUGUAGAACUGCCAAUCGCUGAAGGCUGCGACAUUACCGAGAUCAAUCCAUUCCGCGCUCCUUAUCGCAUUCGCCUCGCUGUUCCGCCGCCAAAACAACAGCCAAAACACUACUUUGACUCGUCCAGCUUCGCGCCUCAAGCCGUCUCUGACGAGUUUGUCUACCACAAGGCCCUUCUGCGCAGUCUCGGGUUCGUGCUGGACGUCGAAUCCGCCGCCUCGUUCCCCGCCGACGUCGACGUCCAGUACAGCUGGGGCAAGCCGGACUACAAAUACACGCAAUUCAUCCACAAGUCGGGCGUGCUGAUUGCGCAAAUCACCACCGACGGCGACUUCCUCCUCCUCGCCAACCGCCUCUACAACAACCGCGCCGCCCUCUCGCGCGAGUCCCGCUUCGACACCGCCCUCAAACUCGACACCUCCUACUCCCGCAACAACCCAAGCAACUCCUACCUCCGCUCCCCAACCAUGUCGCCCAUGGCCCGCCCUCUCCCAGACCCCAUCCCCGUCCCCGCACCUGCCCCUGCCGCACCCGCGCUCAGCGCCGAAGCCCUCUACGACACCGUCCGCCGCGUCUGCAGCGACGAGCUCGCACUCUCCAAAUUCUACGACUCGUUCUACAACGACGACAUUGCGCCGCGCCCGCGCGCCAGCCCCAGUCCGCGCGUCGCCCCCGCACACGGAAGUGGUAGCGCUAGUGGAGGGAGUAGUGGUAUCAGCGCUGCUGCUGCCGACGACCGCAUCCCCAGUCUGGGCUUGCCGCCUAGUUUGCUGUGGCGCGAGGGUAGUCCGAUGAGGAUGGUGGAGAAGGGCGAGGGCGUGCCGAGGGGUGGAGGUGUGGAGGAGGAGGAGUGGACUCCAGCACAUGGAUCUCAGCAGUAGGGGUACGUUGUUGAUAUCUCGACUGCGCACGCUGCUCCACUAUGCAAAUGUAUACAUACAGCUAGUAAUCCUUUGAAUAUGAAUUUUGAC
Molecule: messenger RNA, 5469 nt
Organism: Pseudovirgaria hyperparasitica
Lineage: Eukaryota; Fungi; Ascomycota; Dothideomycetes; Acrospermales; Acrospermaceae
Exons: 3
Coding region: 1-5379 (1792 amino acids)
Biological process (GO): positive regulation of autophagy; intracellular signal transduction; negative regulation of TORC1 signaling
Cellular component (GO): GATOR1 complex
Molecular function (GO): GTPase activator activity
Source: RefSeq, a predicted model, not a curated record